Momordica charantia (bitter melon) is the source of this 912-nucleotide messenger RNA. RefSeq names its product major pollen allergen Ole e 10. Lineage: Eukaryota; Viridiplantae; Streptophyta; Magnoliopsida; Cucurbitales; Cucurbitaceae. The record is from RefSeq and is a predicted model, not a curated record.
CAAUUUCUAUUAUGGCUAAUCUUGUAUUGAUUUUUGUCCAAAAAUUAUACCUUGCUAAUCAAGAUAUCAUUUUCAGUAAUAAAAUCACGAUUUCCUGUACAUCUAGUUCCAUUCGAUGCCAUGGUUUUGAUUGUACAAAACCGAUGCCAUUUUUCUUUUGAGCAGCACAUGGGCAACAGGGCAAGCCCUCUUUCUCGAAUGCAUCGCUCUCUCUCUGCCAUGGCUGCUGUUUUGACAAGAACACUGCUAACUCUGCUAUUACUGUCAACAAUUCAGCAAAAAGCAGGUGGGGAGUUUGAGCAAUGGUGUGUAGCAGACGAGCAGAGCCCAGAUGAUGAAUUGCAAAUGGCUUUGGAUUGGGCGUGUGGAGGAGGAGGUGCCAACUGCAGCAAGAUCCAAGGAAACCAAUCUUGCUUUUACCCAAAUACAGUGAAAGACCAUGCUUCAUUUGCCUUCAACUCCUACUUCCAGAACUUCAAGCACCACGGUGGAUCCUGCUUCUUCAAAGGAGCUGCCAUCAUUACUGAGACUGAUCCUAGCCAUAACUCUUGCCAGUAUGAAUUUAUUCCAUAGCGAGGAGAAUUAGAAAGUGAUCAGAGAACAAAAACAGAGGAAAGGGGACAAAUCCCAUGGAAGAUUGAUUCUUGUUGAAGUUCUUUACUUGUUCCAUUGUACUUAGCACAAUUGAAUUUUAUCUUUCCCCAAGCAACCAAAUUAUUUCAUUCUUUUCUUCCUGUUCUUGUUGCCUUUUCUGGCAGAUUCUUGUAACAGAUAAUUGAUUUACUUCCUUUAAGGUUCUUGCUACUUUGUCUGUUUCUGAGAAUCAGUGCUGACAUGGGAAAUGAUCCGGGAAAUAUAUUACUAAACGGAAUGUGUAUUGUUUGAGCACAAAAUUUACUCUUUUUGGGUUCA